AUGGGGGAUCAAAACAAAGUAUUAUGCCGUCCCAUUUUCCGUCGGGACGUGAGCUGGGAUCCUUUCCCUAACUGGACACAGCCAAGCCGCAUCUUUGAGCAGGAUUUUGGCCUUCCUCCUUUUCUGGAUUCGAGUGAUCUUAACUGGCUAGACUGGGCUAAAAGGAGACUUUCGUCUUUCUCCUGGCCAGGGUAUGCAUAUUCUCCUCUUCUCAGCCCCUUCAAUGGCCACCCCCAUGCAGUGUCUAGUCAAAGAAUGCAGAGACAGCUGUCCAGUGGCGUGUCAGAGAUCAGAACAGGGCCUGACAGCUGGAAGGUAAAUCUAGAUGCCAACCACUUCUCGCCUGAAGAGAUCACAAUCACAGUGAAGGAGGGCUACCUGGAAAUAUCAGGUAAUCACGAAGAAAGGCAUGAUGAACAUGGAUCAGUUUCAAGAUGUUUCACUCGGAAAUAUAAGCUGCCACAGGGUGUGGACCUGCAACACAUCAGCUCUUCACUCUCUGCUGAAGGGGUUUUGUCUGUGGAAGCUCCUGUUGCAGGAGCGACGACCAAACAAUCGACCAAUGAAAUUGCCAUCCCUAUCCAGAUUAGGCAAACGCAGGAUGGUGAGAACUGAAAACAGCGAGCAGUUCCUGUCUUAUCUUCACAGACCACAACCUAACAGCACUGUGUUUAAGGUUUUGUACAGCACAGCUUUGCACUAUAAUGUAACUAGAAUUAGACUAGCGUCUUACAAAAUGUGAACCAUUGUAAUAGCAAGUUUAUCUUAUGUCUACCGGGCACCAUUUCACAUUGUAAUGGAUUGUUGUCAUUAGUAUUUAAAGAUUAUUUGGGUCAAUUAUAUUAGCAUUUCAAGUUAGCAUGUUUAUGGCGAAGCACAUGAGGCUCAACCAGAAAAACACAUAACUGAAUCAUGAAACAAGUUGUUUGUAAACAUUAAUGAAAGCUAUGGCUAUUCAAAUAGCAAUACAGAGAUGUAUUUUACCAUGUGUUCACAUGUGUCAAACGUCUUUAUUACUAAGAAAAACAGAGUUUUUGAUGUUGAAUUGUGCGAUGAAUUAAUGUGAUAUUAUUGAAAGUAAUUUGAUCUUGUUCUAAGUCUCAUACGCUUAUUUGAGAUAUGGCUAGUAAAAUGGUCUUAUUCCACUGGCAGGUAGUAUUGCUUGUUUCAAGA
This is a messenger RNA of Lampris incognitus (smalleye Pacific opah), 1173 nucleotides long. RefSeq names its product heat shock protein beta-1-like. Gene Ontology annotation, biological process: response to heat; protein refolding. NCBI's taxonomy places the organism in Eukaryota, Metazoa, Chordata, Actinopteri, Lampriformes, Lampridae. Gene Ontology annotation, molecular function: protein folding chaperone. The coding region runs from base 1 to 615 and encodes 204 amino acids. The transcript has 3 exons. The record is from RefSeq and is a predicted model, not a curated record.